Molecule: messenger RNA, 705 nt
Organism: Guyanagaster necrorhizus
Lineage: Eukaryota; Fungi; Basidiomycota; Agaricomycetes; Agaricales; Physalacriaceae
Exons: 3
Coding region: 124-705 (193 amino acids)
Source: RefSeq, a predicted model, not a curated record
CGGGAAAAGAAUUUAGGGUCGAUUUAUCUGUUCGACUGGUGCCUAUCAUUUUCGCAUGGCUCCGUUGCUUCGUCACUUUCUUCGGUAAUAGUGUGACCCCGAAACCCUUGACAAACGACGCAAAUGGUGGCAAUCCAUGCGGUUGGUCUGCCGAGCGAGGUUAUUUUCUCUACCACCCCCAGUUUCACAAGGGGGAGCCCAUAUCAUUACCCUAUGGAACCCCUCGUCCGUUUCCGGAGCCCGACUUGUCUGCCAAGUCUCCUCUUCUCUAGGCCUACAAGGAGAACCAUUCUCUUGAGUACUACGGCGAUUGCGGCGAGAAUUAUCUUUCCAGUAACAUGCCGUCUGGAUCUGCAUGGGCCUCCUUCAGUCCCAUGCACAUCUAACUUUUGGUUCGAUAUUAAAGAGGGCAAUACACUAGUGAACCAUGCGCAUGAUGCUCACUAUAUCAGGAACUAUCGCACUGCGGCCUUUCAUCGGUCUGUGCGCCGCACAGGAGUACUUACCUAUGCUUAUAUUGAUUUCGACAUCUCUGUCAUAUUUCCCCUUGACGUUCCACAAUCUGAGUGCUGUCUUCCUUGCUGGAAGUCAUGGGAUGGCACAAACUAUUGGGCUGUGCACGAUACUGCCCAGGGAGAACCCGACUACGAUCCUUUUGCCUUUGAUGUCGCAUUGCUUGGAUUCCAAUUGUGCCGGUCAUUUUAG